AUGUCCAGCUAUGACAAGGUGGUGAAAGGUGCCACCAAGCCAAAGUCCGGUGGCAUCAAGCCAAAGUACAUUGAUCCCAUCAUUGCCACCACCUUCGCGACUGAUGGCUCCCUCCAAGAUGUGUGCCGAGCUCUUGGCAAUCGUCUCCGAGAGCCAAAUGCCACCGUUGUGCUCAAGUCGCUCGUCAUUCUCCAUACCAUGAUUAGGAAUGGUGAAGUCGAUAACGUCCUCAGCCAUCUCUCGUCUGACAGUGGCAAUAUCCGCCUACGAAACGUUUCUUCCAACAGCUGGUCGGGUUACUCGGCUCCCCAGACGCUUUCUGUUUACGCGCAGUAUCUCGACGAGCGUGUUCGUGCAUAUCGCGACCUCAAGCAUGAUGUUAUCCGCUCCUCUGAUCGCUCUCGCGCACACUCGAACGGUGCCAGCAACAGCAACCGCUUGCGCAAACUCUCUGUCGAAAAGGGUCUGCUGCGCGAGGUCUCUUCCACACAAAAAGUGGCUAGCGUCCUCAUGCAGUGCUCGUUCUUCCUCGACGAUCUCAACGAUGACCUUGUCAUGGCCGCUUUCCGCAUGACCCUCAAGGAUCUUCUUGCCAUCUACACUGCCAUCAACGAAGGCGUCAUCAACAUUCUCGAACACUACUUUGAGAUGGCCAAGUCUGACGCUGAGCGUGCACUCGAGCUCUACAGGCGCUUCUGUCGCCAGACCGAAAACGUCGUUGCUUUUCUUAACAGUGCUAAAAAGGCGUCUCACAGCCUUGACCUCGCCAUCCCUUCGCUCAAGCAUGCACCUGUCUCGCUCGCCGGCGCACUCGAAGAGUACCUCAAGGACCCCAAUUUCGAGCAAAACCGCAAAGAAUACAAGGAGAACAAGCGCAUCGCCGAUGGAAACCCGCCUGCAUCCACCGCUCGGCCCACUUCCACCAUCUCUUCCAGCGUGCCCAAGAGCGAGUCUAAAAAGAGCAUCACCAUCCGUGAAGCUGACAAGCCCGAACGCAGACCCAAACCUCCCACCUCAAAUCAAGACCUGCAGGACUUCUUUGCUAGCAUCGACAAUGACGGAGGCCAGAACGUCUUUUCCAAUGUACCGGCAGAGCAGAGCUUUUUACUUCAGGCUCAGCCUACGGGCAUGAUGGGCAUGAACGGCGGCGCGUUUGGUGGCAUGAGUAUCAACAUGACCGGUAUGGGAGGUAUCGGUGGCAUGGGCGGCUUGCAACCGCAGAUGACCGGUUACAAUCCUUUCAUGGCUCAGCAACAGCAGACCGGCAUGCAGAUGCCAAUUCAACAGCAAAUGACCGGCUUUGGUGGCAUGCAGCCUCAGAUGUCGGGCUUCAUUCAGCCCCAAGCUACCGGCUUUAACCCUUUCAGACAGUCUAUCAUGCCGCAGCCUACUGGCUUUGGCGGUCCGUUCGGCGCUUUCAACGGGCAACCGAGCAUGUUGAGCCAACAGCAGCAGUCACAGCAGCAGUCACAGCAGCAGCAGCAGCAGCAGCAGCAACAGCAACAGCAACAGCCACAAAAUCAGCCUUUACAGAGUCUGCUGUCUCAGCACACCGCCAUGCCCUCACAGUCGCAAUCACCAUCGCUACCGGGCUCAAAGAAUGCAUUCGGCCAACCUGUCAGCCAACAGUCAUCGGCUUUGUCAUCUUUUAACUCGGCUUUCCAGCCUCAGAGCAAUGGGCAGAGCAAGCCAUCCGAGGCUGUCAACCCGUCCAAGCCGCUCUUGCCGCAAAAGACCGGCUCACGCAAUCCGUUUGCUCCACCUCCUGGAUCCGCGCCACCACCAGCUUCACCUCCUGCGUCGCGAGGUCCGUCGUUGAAUCAGCUCGCAAUGAGCGCGUUUAGUCAGCCGAGUGGCGGUCAUUACGGACUCGGCGCCAAUGCAUGGGAUGGAAGUGUGCCUGCCAACAACCAACAACAACAACAACAACAACAACAACAACAACAACAACAACAACAACAGCAGCAGCAGCAACAGCAGCAGCAACAGCAACAGCAACAAGAGCAACAACAACAAGCGCAGAAUGGUUCGAGCGUCAGUAGUGGAUUGCUUGCACCGCAAAAGACUGGACUGAUUGGCAGCAUCGCAUCAGAGUUCGCUUUUCAGAACCAGAACAGCUCGGGCAACGUCUCCUCUGGGACUGGAUUGGGCGGCAGCAGCACUCCAGGAGUGGUAUCUACACCGAGUGGCCAGGCUCAGGAUUUGUCGUCGCAAUUUGGGGCGCUGACAUUCGGAGGAGGCGUCGCGUCUACAAGUCAGCCGCAGCAGCAAGCGUUGCAAUCUCAACCAACAGGAUUUGGAGGCAGCACAGUUCGGCCUUUCAAGCCGGAAUCGUCGUUCGGGGCGAGUCUGGCGGCGAAUGCGCAGUUUGGUAGCGCUGCAGCUAGCAGUGCAGCUGGGCUUGCACCGCAGAUGACAGGGAAUCCGUUUGCUCGAAUGACAAGUCCUGAGCCGCAGCAGCAGACGCAGAACGCAUCGACGGGCUUGGCAGCGUUCAACAGCAAUGGAGCGGGCGGUAGUGGUGCGUUGAGUGCAUUCAAUUCCGCGUUUGGCAGCGCUUUGCAGACUGAUUCCCAGCAGCAAGGCCUGCCGUUUGGAACAGCUAAUAACACUCAAUCGACCAUGUCGUUGGGCGCGCAACUACCGUCACAGCUGCAACCCCAACUGACCGCGUUGGCUCCCUCGACCAUCAAGCGCUUCCAGCCAUCGUCCGAGUUUGGUAAGAGUAUCAGAGACAGCGAACAACCAAACUUGCUACAUUUCUGA
This is a messenger RNA of Mycosarcoma maydis (corn smut), 2766 nucleotides long. RefSeq lists its product as uncharacterized. The record is from RefSeq and is a predicted model, not a curated record. Gene Ontology annotation, molecular function: 1-phosphatidylinositol binding; phosphatidylinositol-4,5-bisphosphate binding; SNARE binding. NCBI's taxonomy places the organism in Eukaryota, Fungi, Basidiomycota, Ustilaginomycetes, Ustilaginales. Gene Ontology annotation, biological process: clathrin coat assembly; vesicle budding from membrane; clathrin-dependent endocytosis. The transcript has 2 exons. Bases 1 to 2766 code for a protein of 921 amino acids. Gene Ontology annotation, cellular component: clathrin-coated pit; clathrin-coated vesicle.